AUGUUAAUGUCGGCUGUAGAAACAAAUGAGCGAGGCGCGCUUCAUGUGCAUGGACUGCUUUGGUUGGCAGGGAAUUUGAAUCUCCAUAAAAUAAUGAUGGACGUGACGAAACCUGAGCACGCAGUGUAUCGCGAAAGUAUCACUCAGUACGUUGACAGCGUGUUCUCCGAGGUAGGUAUUGAUCUCGAUCAAGAGGCAUAUUGUGGAGUUGUCGCGGAGAGGUCGGUACAAGCGGAUAUAUCGUCCGUUUUGCAAGACGGCCGGCGCUUCGCUGAGAUGUUCGACGAAGAGGCUAAUUUUUGCGCCGGUGCUACACAGAUCCAUACCCACAGUCCAACUUGCGUAAAAUAUUCCCUCAAAAAGAUAAAUCGCACACGCGAUCUCUGCAGGUUUAAAGCUCCCUGGAAACUAGUUGAGAAGACGGCGUUCACACCAGACGGCGUGUUGCAGGUUCGAAGGAGCCAUAGUAUGGUGAACCGAUGGAACAAGGCGAUAGCUGUAGGCCUACGGCAUAACCACGAUAUCUCGUUCAUAGCGACGCAGAGCAAAACAUUAGCCUUGGUGUAUUACCUGACCAACUAUACAACCAAGGUCGAGGAUCCGGUCUGGAAGAGAGUUAUUGCAGCCGCGGAAUUGGUGCACGUCCUUGAUAGUAGGGACAGCGAGACGCAGGAGCAGACCAACACUAGUGAUUGCGCAGCGGGAGUGGGGAAACGGAAUAAAACGCGGCAGUUCCUUAUGAGGGUUGCAAAUCGCGUCUUCACGGAGCGGGCAUUGUCACAAGUUGAAGUGGUCGCGAGCUUGCUUGGGUUUCCGACAGAGUUCUCAAGCAAUAGUGCUUGGACAUUUCUUAACGUGUCGUUACUGUAUUGGCAUGUAUUUCAACGAUGGCGCCACUUAAGAGAAUACAGUAGUAUGGGGACUAGCCGCGAUGCAAGCGAGGAGAACAUCCUAGUGGAAGAGAAUGGCCAGAAAGUUUCCUUGAUUCAGGCAUAUCCUUAUCGGGGAAAUUUACUGCGGGGACUGUGCCUGUAUGACUACAUGUCGCUGGUCCAGAUCAAACGAGCAGGCAAAAGUGGUGGCACCACAAGUGAGGUGCCGUUCGAUGGCAGCUGGGCUUUCUCGCCCAUAUGGACGCAGACACUGCGACAACCGGGGAAGCAUGCACGGGUUUGCAUCGACGGCUAUCUAAGUAUGGACUUUCUUAGCGAGGAGAAUGGGACGUGUUUCCAGAGGGCGGCUGUGCAGCACCUCGGUAUGUUUGUGCCAUGGGAGCAGUUCUUGCAUGAAGUAUCAGGAGAUAUAAAUGCUAUUUGGGCCAAGUACAGAGCGGGCCUGUCGCGGAGGAUUUCUCAUUGGGUAGAGAAUAUCCAGCUGCUGCGACGAUCAGCGGAAGAUGCAAAGCGUGAUGCGAGACAGUGGGCUGCUUCAUCUGGUGAGGGCGACCUUGCGGCGGAAGAUGAUGAUAUGACCGCCAAUAUAGACGAAAAUGACGACGAUGGUGAUGGUGAUGGCAAGAGCCCGCGGUCGUAUCGAUCCGGCGGCAUCGGCGACGCAAAUCGGCUCAUCGACGUCGUCCGAAGCGCGAUUGGCACGAAACAGAUCACGUCCGGAUCAGAAGAGCUGUCGUCAAUCUUGCAACAGCUUUGCAAUUUUCAGCAAGCCGCGCUUUCGUCAUCCGAUGAGUUAAAUUCUAGGGUGAUAUUAGAAGUAAAUCACAGAAGCUGUACUGGCCUUGAUAACAUGGUGUUGAAGCAGUGCAGCAUCCCAGUGCAGAGCCAGCUAAGGGCCAUCAAGUCUCAACAGGCAGCCGCAUCCCGUGAAAUAGAAAAGAUGAUUCAAGGGAUACAGAGUAUAGCUAGGCAUGAAACCCACGUGGAGGGUGUAGUAGGUGGUUUUAGAGACGAUGACGUCCUUGCGACUGGCGGAAACCCGGAGAAAACGGCAGCUCGAGCCAGAGCAGAUGUUCGGUUCGGGCCGUCGACAUCUUUCUUCAUAGCAGGAAAGCGUUUGGCGGAGGUAUUCACACUGAAUAGAAGACAGUCGAUUGCUUUUCUGUUGAUAUGCCGUCACCUGGAUCUCAUGCAGCAGAAAGAAGCCACCACCAUUCCACAGCUAUGCGAAUUCAUUGGGGGCGAGGGCGGCACUGGCAAGUCGCGGGUGAUUGAGGCGCUUGUGGAGCUGUUCCGCAGCAAAAGCAUGUCGAAUCGACUGUUGGUAACGGCGACGUCAGGUACUGCAGCAGCACGGAUCAACGGAAUAACUAUCCAUUCUGCAUGCAACUUCUCAAAGGACAUGUCUCGCGUGGGCCGAGCUGGAGAGGCCGACGGCGUGUAUUGCUCGACCGUAGUGGACCGAUACAUCAACGGGCCGUCUCGCACGGAAUGGCAAGAGAAGCACCUCCUGGUCAUCGAUGAGGUCAGUAUGCUUGGGGCUCGAACCCUUUGGAUGGUGAAUGAGCGACUUUGCCGGCUACGGGGAUCCCCAGAUGAUUUCGGCGGUAUACCCAUAAUUCUCUUCUGUGGGGAUUUCCAUCAGUUUCGCCCUGUGCAAGAGAGGUCGAUCCUGCUACCUAGUGGUGUAAUUUCAUGGGAUGAGGAGAGGUCGUUCAGCGUAGAACAAAGACACGAGCACAACAAGGCUCACAACCUGUGGAAGAGAUUCGCCACAGUUGUGCUGCUAAAUGAACAGGUUCGAGCCGCUGGAGAUCCUCAGCUGCACAGACUGCUGACUAGGAUCCGAACAGGAACUCAGGACCAGUCAGACCUUGACCUUCUGAACGCCAGGUGCUAUAGGAAGGACAGACGUAUUCCCUGGGAAUCCGGUAUCACCGUAGUGACUCCACUAAACAGGAACCGGUGGAACUUGAACAUGGAGGCGACUGUAGCGUUCUGGAGGAAGCAUCAGUCGACGUUGCGAAUAUUCAUGUCGGCCGCAAUACCUGUACCGGCAGUGUUCAUGUUCGUUCCAGGAAUGCCCGUCGUCAUUAACCAAAACAUACACCAAGGUCUAAAGCUCGUUAAUGGAGCCGGCUAUACCGCCGUAGAUGUCAUUCCGGACAAAGUAUAUCCGGGGCACCGGGUAUCAGCCGACAUUAUACUUCAUUUCGGGCCGCCAGCGGGCAUCCUGCUAUCAGGCAUUACGACCAAGAGCUUCCACUUUGUCGGCAUGCCACCGGGGACGAUUCUUUUAACGCCGGUGAGCGUUAGCAUAAGGGCCCAAAGGAGUCGGCCGUGGCAAGUGACCGACGUGAGCAGAAAGGGACUGCCCUGCACGGCGGCAUUCGCAUGUACAGACUACAAGGUACAAGGGAGGACCUUGGACCAAGUGGCACUAGAACUUCGCGGGACUAGAACAACAAUUGUUGAUGGAAAGAGCGUUCCGAGCCAGUGUGACCCGUACAGCUUGUAUGUUCAGCUGUCUCGUUGCCCAUCACUGGACGGAAUAAUGCUCCUGUCGAAAGUCCGGUACAGGGACUUCGUAGGCAAUAGAGUGCCUGAGAGCAUGGCCGGGGCGGAGGCAAGACUUGAAUCAUUAAGCAACAAAGUUAUCGAUCAGGCGUCAGGCUGGUUAGAUCAACCGUGUGAGGAAUAG
Messenger RNA from Pochonia chlamydosporia 170, 3594 nucleotides. RefSeq names its product ATP-dependent DNA helicase PIF1. The record is from RefSeq and is a predicted model, not a curated record. Gene Ontology annotation, molecular function: DNA helicase activity. Bases 1 to 3594 code for a protein of 1197 amino acids. The transcript is spliced from 4 exons. NCBI's taxonomy places the organism in Eukaryota, Fungi, Ascomycota, Sordariomycetes, Hypocreales, Clavicipitaceae. Gene Ontology annotation, biological process: DNA repair; telomere maintenance.